Coniophora puteana RWD-64-598 SS2 is the source of this 1278-nucleotide messenger RNA. RefSeq lists its product as uncharacterized. NCBI's taxonomy places the organism in Eukaryota, Fungi, Basidiomycota, Agaricomycetes, Boletales, Coniophoraceae. Bases 28 to 1005 code for a protein of 325 amino acids. The record is from RefSeq and is a predicted model, not a curated record. The transcript has 4 exons.
UUUCAUACCAUAAAACACCAGCCAGCCAUGCUUUCCCGCGCCAAAUUCGCUCUCCUCGUGUCCACCAUCCGCCAGGCGAACGCGAAGACCUACUACAGCGCCUACACCGUCCGCCUCUCCGCCCGCCCCACGUUCCACGCCCAGCGCCUCGCCUACUGGAUCGGCCUGCGCAUCAGCCUCAGCAAAGCAUACACUCUCGAGCAGAAAUACAUCGCCGCGCGCCCCAUGCCCCAGCUCGCGACCCCCAGCCCCGUCCUCGACCUCGUAUACCCCUACUCUGAGGAAGAGCUCAUGAGAAGCAUCGCCGUCGCGCCACCGCUGAUCCACAUGGCGACCCAUACCCACACCCUGCAGAGCUAUGCCCACGCCCAUCCUGCGGGCGCCAGCUGCCAGCCGUCCGAUGCUGUGGACUGGCAACAGCAGCAGCACGCUCAGGGCGGCCCGAGCGCGACCCGAUGCGGCGAUAUCCCCUAUAUCAUCGUUUCGCCACCCGAGUCCAGCUAUCCUCCGCACCACCAUCACAGCUCUCUGUACCAGCCACAGCAGUCCCAGCAUACCGCGAGCCAGAGCCAGAGCCAGAGCCAGGCUCAGACCCGCCUCACCAUCCGCAUCCCGCCCAUGUCGCUCGUCCGCUGCGACGACGCGCUGCCCGUGCCCGGUGCACCGCUCCUCGGCACGAUGGACCUGCCUAUGAUCGACGACACCCAGUACGACUCCGAGGCGUCGGACCUUUCAACCUCGAGCUCGUCAGAGGAAGCACUGACGCCCGAACCUAUGGACGUCUCCCCGGAGGAGCCCGCCGCCCUGCGCGUCCGACUCGCGCCUAAGCGCAAGCUCCAGGACGUCGAGGACGAAGACUGCGCGUACGAGACUCUCUACGCCAACGACACCGUCGGCCAGCCCGAGGGUCCCAAGUACGCCAUGAAAAGACGCUGGCGCCACGCCUCCCCUUCCCGUUCUGGCGCCGGCGCCCCCGCUCCCCGCCGCCGCACCCAGCGUUGCUGAGCGUCGUCGUGCGCCCCGCUCCAUAAUGUGCAAAACAUUAUGUCCGCGCACACGCUGCCCCGUUGCACGGGGCAUCAUCAUACCCCUGCAUUCUCACCUUUUACGCCCCUUUCUCCCUGUCUCAUUUGAACUCUGUUUCGAAAAUCGAUGGACCCUCUUCUCGCAUCACGCUCGCAUGUACUGUACCCAUAACAUUAUUCUCCACACAUACACACACAACCCCAUCACGCAUACAGCCAAUAUCAUACCUGCAACUGCUCCGUUUAAAACCAC